CCCCGGAUCGCGGCGGAGGGUGAGCGCGGCGGAGGCGGCGGGGCGGCGGCCAUGGGCUGCCUGCAGAGCGUGGCCUGCAAGGCGCGGGUGCGGCGGGAGCACAUCGUGGUGUCCGACGUGUCGGCCACCAUCGAGCCCGCGGCCACCGCCAUCGAGGAGAGCUCGCCCGUGGUGCUGCGCUACCGCACGCCGUACUUCAGAGCCUCGGCACGCGUCCUCAUGCCGCCCAUCGCCCGGCGCCACACAUGGGUGGUGGGCUGGAUCCAGGCCUGCAACCACAUGGAGUUCUACAACACCUACAGCGACCUCGGCGUGUCAAGCUGGGAGCUGCCCGACUUGCGAGAAGGGAGAGUAAAAGCCAUCAGUGAUUCUGAUGGAGUGAGCUACCCCUGGUAUGGAAACACCACAGAAACUGUGACCCUGGUCGGGCCCACGAACAAGAUCUCCAGGUUCUCGGUGAGCAUGAAUGACAAUUUCUACCCCAGCGUGACAUGGGCUGUCCCUGUGAGCAACAGUAAUGUGCCGUUGCUGACCAGGAUUAAAAGGGACCAGAGCUUUACCACGUGGCUGGUGGCUAUGAACACCACUACCAAGGAAAAGAUCAUCUUGCAGACUAUAAAGUGGCGGAUGCGAGUGGACAUUGAGGUUGAUCCCAUGCAGCUCCUAGGGCAGCGUGCUCGACUGGUGGGAAGGACUCAGCAGGAGCAGCCCCGGAUCUUGAGCAGGAUGGAGCCCAUCCCACCAAAUGCACUAGUGAAACCCAAUGCCAACGAUGCCCAAGUCCUCAUGUGGAGACCUAAGCGAGGCCAGCCUAUAGUUGUUAUACCUCCCAAGUAGCACGGCACCGGGGCACGCGCUGGUGUGUGCACGUGGGGACCUUGGUGCUGUUGGUGUGGUGCAAAUGAGUGGGAUUCCUGAGCCAAAGCAGACCUCUUGGGUUCGCCUGCCUUUGUAGCUGCGGCUGGAAAUUCCUCAGCUGGAAAGUGAGCAUGAGCUUGGCCCAGCUGUUGUCAAGCUGGUGGAUUUCCCAGGAAGUGGAUUUAAGUGCUUCUAGGGCUUGUGGCUGGAAAAAAGUCUGUCUUAUCUAACCAUCUCCUGCCUCCUUGCAAGGAAGUGUGAGGAACAGGAGCAUGAGCAAACCGUGCCUGUGGCAAAUGCUGCUUUCCACCCCAUUAGCUGUAGUAAAGGAGCCCAUGCCUGCCAGACAGGGGGGGUUGUGCAGUCACCCUUCCCCUCCACGUCUCUACCUAUGCAUUUCGGAUCGAUAAUCAGCACGUUGCCAUGCUGUCUGGGACUUGGAAGAGCCUGGGAGCAGAACCCAGCGCCAGCAGUCGUCUCUACUUGAGUGGGCCUUUCUGCAGCUGGCUGGAAGCGGGACAUUAUGCAUGCGUCUCGGUGUGUUUAGAGUGGUUGUGAAUGUAGGAGAUGACAAUAGUUCAUUCCUGUCUAGGAGUGAGACCUGAGGGCAGGUUAGGUAUCCUUUAGUUUUAUAGUGCACUAAAUCUUUGCGGUUCCCUUCCCUCCCCAUCCCCGCCAGCCAUUUCUUUUGCUGGAGCAAGAAUUAUUCUCAACCAGAAGAGAAAUCACAAGUGAUGCCUUUUCACACAGGCGAAGGCGAGCAGGCAGCUACUGACGGUGUUUGCGUGGUACCCAGAAAAGCUUGGAGGUACUCCAGGAUUUGGAUGCUUCCACUGCAGACAUGAGCGCAUAGCAAGAGGUUGUGUGCUUGUUCUUUUCUACCCAUUUUCUACCCAAAUGCCUGCUGGUGUGGGAAGUUUGAUCCUCAGCCACCCAUGGAGCAGUACAGCGUGUGUGCGUGUGCAGGAUGCUCGUGCUGUUGCAGGUGUGUGGCAGGUUGCCUUUUUCUCUGCCCCGUGCCCUUUCCUCACUGCCUGGAUUGCUGGCAGCUUUCUGGUCUGUGGGGAGGUGCUGCUGCUGUGGGCUGCGAUGUACAAUUCCCUACUUCUUGUAGCAGGGGAGCAACAUUUCCCUUCUUUCAGCUGAGCCCUGGUUGUUGCACCUUCCUGGAUAUGGCAGAGGCAGAAGCCACAGUGGCUCUGUCCCCACCCAGCGGCAGCUUCAGGUGCCCUGUGUUACUGCAGGUUCCUGGGUAGAUGAAUAUGGCUUUUGCUACUUUCCCUGCUCUGUUUCCUGCUGCUGUACCUCCAGCUUGUACCCUUGCCUUUGUGCCAUGAAGGUUUUUGCUGCUGUGGGGAUGUGAGGUAUUCCUGCUCGGAGCUUCUUGCAUCCCCCCCUGCUGCUGGGAGAGCCUGGGAAGUGUUUCGCUGGCUACUCUUGUGCAAAGCCUUUCUUGCAGCAUCAGGAGCACUUGAUCCUGGGUGUCAGACAGCCCAGCUCAGGGCUUCUUUGCUUCCCCCAGGAUGCAAAACCUGCUCCCCCUGCUGCAGAGGAGCCUUUCUGCUCAGUGUGCGCACACCUCGGGGCAGAGCCUUCCCACAGCAUCGCUCUGAAGUACGCACAAAUCCCUGCAAAGCUUCAGGUGCAGCUCGUGCUUUUCCAGGUUGAGACGCACACCCCUGGCAUCCGGGAGCUGCUCCCCAUGAGCAAAGGGACUCCUGGGUGUCUUAGACCAAAAAACACCUGUGAAAUCCCCAUGCUAUUUAUUACUCUCAGUUUGGCAGUCUGGGAAGCUUUGGGUUAGCUGAGGGCUGGGUGAGUCCUUGCCAUGAGAAAAGCCUGGAGGGAGAGCAGGCUUUGAGCUCUGGUCUGCUUUGUUUUCCUGCGAGGAAAUGGUGAGCACUGAACACCUUGUUUUUGUGAGGUUCAGCCAGUGUUUUUGUACGGACACGUGAUCAAAGGCAGUUUUUAGCCAUUGCUGAUGUUUUGUUUAUGGAAAGCGUGUGUGGAAAAGCUGUUAGAAACUUUUGAUACAAUUUUUGCAUCAACGUUUGGGGGUGGAGGAAGAGGGGGGGGACAUACCUUUCAGUGUGAAAUAAGAUGUGUAUUGUUGACCUGCUAAGAUAGAAACGAUCCCAAAAGCUCCUAGAGGGCGGUUGAGCCUGAGGAAAUGGUGCAGCAAAGGGCUGUGUGGCACUGAAGUGCAGAGAGGGAGAGGCUGCAUCUCCUCGGGGUGUAGGGAGCGGUCAGCCCCCCUAUGGAUCUUCUUGCAUGUUUAAGGCUGGGGUUGCUUGCAGCUUGGCUGCCCUCAUUUCCAAGGGCCCCAACUGGGAGUCCCAGUGCUGGCUGUGGGAUGAGCACUUGGCCUCGUGAGCUCGGCUGUAAAACCACCCCAUGGGAUGCCAGCCCCUCCAGCACUUCAUCCCCAUCCCCGCUUGUAGCCGGCACCUCAUUAUCUCAGGGAGGGACAGACAGGCUGCGCUUCCCCCUCGCCCCGAGGUGCCCCUUCUGUUCCGUCCUGUGGUGGUUUCAUGGCCGUGCCCACACGUUGCCUGGGCACAGCACUAUGGGAAGCACCCGUUGAUCUCUCUGGGUUCAGAGCGUGGCUGUGGGUGCUGGGAAACGCCUGCAGGGCAGGCGGGUGAAGCCGGAGUGGGUGCCACAAGUGCCACCCCUGUCCUCGGCACCCAUACGGACGCGGCUGCUUGCUCGCGUUGCUCGGCUCACUUAUUUAUUUCUUAUUUAUUUCUUAUUUAUUUAUUUAAGGUGUAUUUAAGUUAUUUAUUUGUAUUUAUUGACAGCUGGAACUCGGGGGGAGGGGGGUCAUUUCUGCUGCGCAGCAGGGGUGGCUGGGUCUCCCCUGUGCAUUUUGGGAGCGCCAAUGUUGGGGGGGGGGGAUGCCCAUGGGCAGCUGCUCACAUCCUGUCCCCUUUUGGGAGGGAUGGAGAACUGAGGAAGAGGAAUCACAUCAAUGCAGGGAGGACAUCCCUUCCUGCAGGACCUCAAAGCCCCUCAUCCCCCCCAGGCGCUGCGCUCCCUCCCAUACCCGUCUGUAUUUAUUGGCCCGGCCUCCCAGUGUUUUUCUGUUUGGCUCACGCUGUAUUUGAUGUUGCCAAUUUCUGGAGAUGGUGAUAAGAGCAAGGAGGACAUGUGGGUGUCACUACGGAGAACAGAGAAAAUCAGGUAUUCUGCUGUUGUGUGGGGAAAAUCGGAAGGAAGAGAAGAUGAAAGCUGGUUUUGCAGAGUGCCUUAAACAACAAAUGACUUUACGGAGUAGGGGGCUUGGACUUCUGUCUUUGGAUGUAAUUGCAAACUCCAACACAUGUUGCGUUUCACUUCUCUGGGAUUAAAAGAACAUUCAAUCUGUACUGGAAACAAA
Messenger RNA from Coturnix japonica (Japanese quail), 4237 nucleotides. RefSeq names its product family with sequence similarity 78 member B (gene FAM78B). Lineage: Eukaryota; Metazoa; Chordata; Aves; Galliformes; Phasianidae. The record is from RefSeq and is a predicted model, not a curated record.